This is a messenger RNA of Spirodela intermedia, 9493 nucleotides long. Lineage: Eukaryota; Viridiplantae; Streptophyta; Magnoliopsida; Alismatales; Araceae. The record is from the annotation of a GenBank genome assembly.
AUGGGACAUUGCUUGCUUUCUAGUGAUGAGCUUGUGACCUAUGCUGAAGCUUCAUGAGAGGAAGCAUGGAGGAAGGCUAUGAGAGAUGAGAUGGAAGCUAUAGAUCAAAGUCAAACUUGGGAGUUAGUCACAACCCCAACUAGUUGCAGGCCAAUUGGGCUUAAGUGGAUCUUUGAGCUCAAGAAGAAUGCUCGAGGAGAAGUUUUGAGACACAAGGCAAGACCUGUUGUAAAGGGUUACUUAAAGAAGCAAGGCAUAGACUAUGAUGAGAUAUUUGCUCCAGUGGUUCAAUUUGAGACAAUUUGUGUGCUGAUUACAAUUUCAGCUCAAAAUAGUUGGGCAUUACAUCAUCUAGAUGUGAAAUCUGCCUUUCUAAAUGGAGAUGUGGAUGAAGAGCUACAUCUCAAGUAACUUGAGGGAUUUAUUGUGAAGGAUAAAAAGGGUUGUGUUCUGAAGCUGAAGAAAGCCCCACGUGUAUGGUAUUUCAAACUGCAUAAUUGCUUAGUCUCACUCGGUUUCAAGAGAAGCAAACAUGAGUAAGUUGUCUACUUGAAGUCUUCAAAUAGAGUUCACUUGAUCAUCGAAGUCUAUGUGGAUGAUCUUAUUGUCAUAGGUGAGAAUGAUAGUGACAUUAGUGAGUUCAAAGGUCAAAUAAAACAUUUCUUUGAGAUGAGUGACAUCGGGCACCUUUGCUCUUAUUUGGGCAUUGAAAUGGUUCAAAAAGAAGCUUGCAUUACUUUGUUUUAGAGAACUUAUGCGCUAACAAUACUGGAUUUUGCAAAGAUGGGCGAUUGUAAUCCAAUGCAAGCUCCACUUGAAGCUAGAGUCAAAUUUAGUCAAUCAAAUUCAGGGCCAUCAGUUGACUCUACCUACUUUCGAAGCCUCAUUGGAAGCUUAAGGUAUUUGACUCACACCCAUCCUGAUUUGACAUAUUUUGUGGGAUUUCUGAGUAGGUUUAUGGAGCACCCUACUUCAAAACAUCUCACGGCGAUCAAGUGAGUUUUGAGGUACCUAAAAGGUACUAUUCACUAUGAUUUAGUCUAUGAAAAAAGACAGACAGGGGCAAAAUUAAUUGGCUACAGUGAUAACAAUUUUACUAGUGUUGUGCAAGACAGGAAAAGCACCUCAGGGCAGGUCUUUUUCCUUGGUAAAAUGGUGAUUAACUGGGCUUCAUAAAAGAAAAAUUCAGUAGCCUUAUCUUCGUGUGAAGUGGAGUAUAUUGCUGCUCUUACUACUGCAUGUCAGGGCGUGUGGCUAAAUCGUCUCAUUAGCGAAUUAAGAAGAGUAGAAGAGGGGAGUAUGAAACUCCUUGUAGAUAACAAAUCUACCAUUAUCCUAAGCAAGAAUCCGGUGCAUUAUACCGGAAUGAAGCACAUUGACAUUCGUUUUCACUUUAUUCGUCAGUGUGUAGAAGACAAGAAGAUCUCAGUGGACUAUGUGAAGACAGAGGAUCAGCUGACAGAUAUCCUCACCAAGUCACUGGGAAAACUAAAAUUUGUGGAGAUGUGAGAGCGCCUGGGAUCAAGGAUGUCCAUAUGGAGGAGCUGGAGCAAGGAGGAGAUUGAAGGGCUUGAUCCAGCCCCAUCGUGCACCGCCGUGGAUUGUCGUCUCCGGCAAAUUCUCUGGCGAGACUGAUUUGGGCGUUUUCCUUCUUUCGGGUGAUUAUUUUCUGUUUGCAGGAUUGAUCGGGGGCCGUCCAUCAUCAGGAGUUAUAACGGCGAGGAUGGUGCCACCUCGGACACCAAGCCAGCUCAGUCAGGAGUUAGUUGCGUGCUCUCUCUCUCCUACGACGAUUGGCUCCCCUAUAUAAUGGGCUGUGUUCGACGUAUUGACAUGCGGAACAUUCUCUCCUACGACGAUUUCUCCUUCUUGAUUCUUCCUUUAUCCGGAAGUUCUUGGAGCGGAUCUAGCUUUGCGAAGCCAACACCCAUCUCUGGUGCAGGCUCGCCACUACAUCAUCGAACCAGAAAAUUUAAAAUCCCAGAUUCUUCCCCGAUCUGGAAUUAAUUUUUUAAAUGACGGAAGAAUAUAUAACCGUGCUCGUAAACACUAACCGCUGGCCCUGCCAAUGAUGAAGAUUUAAGAGAGCGAAAUAGUAGAAACCGGAAAAGAUAAGACGGCGAAGGAGUCGGUAAGCAACUCACCUUCCUGCGAACGGUGAGAAUACAGUCGCCGCAGGGUCCCAGAAGGACGACCUCGUCUCUCGCCGGAGCUCGCCUCCCCAUGACGUGGUGAGAAUCGUAGUCAUACGAGUCCACCCGAAACACAAGCUCCCCCAUCUCCUCCCCCUCACUUACUUUCCCCUCGCUCAGAUGGCGAUCCCCGUCUGGACUCUCGACGUGUCGCCGACGGUGGUGCUCAUAGACCGGGAAUCCAUCGCCUGGGUAGAAGAGGGACGUCUUCUGUACCGUCAGCUGCCUCUCCUCGGAGGCCAGACAGAACCUUUCUGCCACGAUCGGAACCACGGCAUCGGAUCGCCUUCUCGCCCCUCUCACUAUUUGCCCCGGCCAUCACUCUCGAGUUCAGCUCGACAAUACCAAAAGCAGAGAGAGAGAGAGAGAGAGCUCAUGUGGAUCGUAUUCGUGGAGCAAGGACGUCGACGAGGCAUACUACUAUCCUCAGGUUUCUGACGCGUGGCAAACGGCAUCUACCAGCCACGUCGGCCCGCGACAGUGACAUCGCUCGCCCAGAAGAAACCAACCAAGAAUGUACGCUUCGGUAGUGUGCGAGUCCCCUCCCCACACCCGUAACAGUCUGCGCUAGAGGGCGAGUGGUGGCGCAUGCGUUGGGUGAAUGAAGAAGCACUCUAUGGGUGAAUGAAGAAACAACAUCUGGCUUUGUCAGAUUUAGGGACAAUUUCCAUGUGAAAAUCCAUUGCUGAGACAAUGUGGUGGUUCUUCGGUAAGAUGGGGAGCAAAUUCACUUUGGUAAUGUUCUCUUUGUCCCUAAAUUAUGUGCUAAUAUUCUCAGUCUGGGCAGACUUGAUGAAGGAUGCAAGAUGAUCACGCAUGGGGGACGCUUGACCAUUUAUGACUAGGAUGGAGCACUCCUAGCAGAAGUUCAUCGCACGGAAGGGUGGCUCUAUUUACUCAAGCUCAAAAUGGAAGAAGAGUGUUUACUCACUAAAGAGGAUGAGAAUUCAAGUCGACUGUGGCACCGAAGGUUUGGCCAUUUGACUUUUCAUUCAUUAAGGGAAAUGUCGAGUAGAGCACUAGUGGAGGGACUUCCACUGAUUAGGGUACUUGAUCACAUCUGCCGAAGUUGCUUAGUAGGCAAGCAAUCUCGCACUCCAUUCCUUAAAGCAUCUGCUUACAGAGCUACUGAACCUCUUGAGUUGGUGUUAGCGAACAUCUAUGGCCCAAUUAGCCCACCCACAUUAGGGGGAAGCCAGUAUUUCCUCCUCAUUGUUGAUGACUGCUCGAGGCUAAUGUGGGUGGCUAUGCUCAAGCAUAAAUUUGAAGCAUUUAGUCAAUUUAAGAAGUUCAAAAUGCUGGCUGAAGCUGAGAAGGGGACAAAGCUCAAGUGUCUUUAGAUAGACAAAGGUAGAGAAUUUAAUUUUGAUGAAUUUAAUUCUUUUUGUACUUCUUAGGGCAUCAAAUGGCAGUUGACUGCCCCCUACUCCCAACAGCAAAAUGGAGUUGUGUAAAGAAAGAAUUGGACAAUUAUGUCCUUAGUCCGGAGCAUGUUGAAGGAAAAAGCACUACCUCAAGAAUUAUGGGGAGAGGCUGUAAGUACGGUAGUUUAUCUUCUUAAUCAGUCGUCUACUCACAAUCUGCAGAUGUUGACCCUUAAUGACAAGUGGAAUGGCAAAAAGCCCUCAAUUUAGCAUUUACAAGUGUUUGGCUUAAUUGUUCAUGUGAAAUGCACUAAAUCUCCACAAAAAAAGCUUGAAGAUUGCAGCACCCCUAUGGUGUUCAUAGGCUAUGAAGUUAGCUCAAAGGCUUACCGCUGCUUUGACCCGGUCAACGAUACAGUCCAUAUCAGCCGAGAUGUUGUUUUUGAAGAAGAUGCUCAGUGGAAUUGGGAAAAAAGAGGUGAGAAUAUUCUUGAGCUCACAUUUUUUCCUAAUUUUUUCUGCUGACCAAGGGAUGGAUGAGCCAAUUGUCCUCGAGGAUGAAGAUGAAGAGAGAGACUCUGAGACUUAAGAGUCAUUUCCGGUCGCACACUCGGAUUCUGAAGAAAUUCAACCUGCAAGAUUCAAGUCCUUAGCUAAAUUGUAUAGUGAGACCGGCCCAAUACGCUAUGAGAUGGGACAUUGCUUGCUUUCUAGUGAUGAGCUUGUGACCUAUGCUGAAGCUUCAUGAGAGGAAGCAUGGAGGAAGGCUAUGAGAGAUGAGAUGGAAGCUAUAGAUCAAAGUCAAACUUGGGAGUUAGUCACAACCCCAACUAGUUGCAGGCCAAUUGGGCUUAAGUGGAUCUUUGAGCUCAAGAAGAAUGCUCGAGGAGAAGUUUUGAGACACAAGGCAAGACCUGUUGUAAAGGGUUACUUAAAGAAGCAAGGCAUAGACUAUGAUGAGAUAUUUGCUCCAGUGGUUCAAUUUGAGACAAUUUGUGUGCUGAUUACAAUUUCAGCUCAAAAUAGUUGGGCAUUACAUCAUCUAGAUGUGAAAUCUGCCUUUCUAAAUGGAGAUGUGGAUGAAGAGCUACAUCUCAAGUAACUUGAGGGAUUUAUUGUGAAGGAUAAAAAGGGUUGUGUUCUGAAGCUGAAGAAAGCCCCACGUGUAUGGUAUUUCAAACUGCAUAAUUGCUUAGUCUCACUCGGUUUCAAGAGAAGCAAACAUGAGUAAGUUGUCUACUUGAAGUCUUCAAAUAGAGUUCACUUGAUCAUCGAAGUCUAUGUGGAUGAUCUUAUUGUCAUAGGUGAGAAUGAUAGUGACAUUAGUGAGUUCAAAGGUCAAAUAAAACAUUUCUUUGAGAUGAGUGACAUCGGGCACCUUUGCUCUUAUUUGGGCAUUGAAAUGGUUCAAAAAGAAGCUUGCAUUACUUUGUUUUAGAGAACUUAUGCGCUAACAAUACUGGAUUUUGCAAAGAUGGGCGAUUGUAAUCCAAUGCAAGCUCCACUUGAAGCUAGAGUCAAAUUUAGUCAAUCAAAUUCAGGGCCAUCAGUUGACUCUACCUACUUUCGAAGCCUCAUUGGAAGCUUAAGGUAUUUGACUCACACCCAUCCUGAUUUGACAUAUUUUGUGGGAUUUCUGAGUAGGUUUAUGGAGCACCCUACUUCAAAACAUCUCACGGCGAUCAAGUGAGUUUUGAGGUACCUAAAAGGUACUAUUCACUAUGAUUUAGUCUAUGAAAAAAGACAGACAGGGGCAAAAUUAAUUGGCUACAGUGAUAACAAUUUUACUAGUGUUGUGCAAGACAGGAAAAGCACCUCAGGGCAGGUCUUUUUCCUUGGUAAAAUGGUGAUUAACUGGGCUUCAUAAAAGAAAAAUUCAGUAGCCUUAUCUUCGUGUGAAGUGGAGUAUAUUGCUGCUCUUACUACUGCAUGUCAGGGCGUGUGGCUAAAUCGUCUCAUUAGCGAAUUAAGAAGAGUAGAAGAGGGGAGUAUGAAACUCCUUGUAGAUAACAAAUCUACCAUUAUCCUAAGCAAGAAUCCGGUGCAUUAUACCGGAAUGAAGCACAUUGACAUUCGUUUUCACUUUAUUCGUCAGUGUGUAGAAGACAAGAAGAUCUCAGUGGACUAUGUGAAGACAGAGGAUCAGCUGACAGAUAUCCUCACCAAGUCACUGGGAAAACUAAAAUUUGUGGAGAUGUGAGAGCGCCUGGGAUCAAGGAUGUCCAUAUGGAGGAGCUGGAGCAAGGAGGAGAUUGAAGGGCUUGAUCCAGCCCCAUCGUGCACCGCCGUGGAUUGUCGUCUCCGGCAAAUUCUCUGGCGAGACUGAUUUGGGCGUUUUCCUUCUUUCGGGUGAUUAUUUUCUGUUUGCAGGAUUGAUCGGGGGCCGUCCAUCAUCAGGAGUUAUAACGGCGAGGAUGGUGCCACCUCGGACACCAAGCCAGCUCAGUCAGGAGUUAGUUGCGUGCUCUCUCUCUCCUACGACGAUUGGCUCCCCUAUAUAAUGGGCUGUGUUCGACGUAUUGACAUGCGGAACAUUCUCUCCUACGACGAUUUCUCCUUCUUGAUUCUUCCUUUAUCCGGAAGUUCUUGGAGCGGAUCUAGCUUUGCGAAGCCAACACCCAUCUCUGGUGCAGGCUCGCCACUACAUCAUCGAACCAGAAAAUUUAAAAUCCCAGAUUCUUCCCCGAUCUGGAAUUAAUUUUUUAAAUGACGGAAGAAUAUAUAACCGUGCUCGUAAACACUAACCGCUGGCCCUGCCAAUGAUGAAGAUUUAAGAGAGCGAAAUAGUAGAAACCGGAAAAGAUAAGACGGCGAAGGAGUCGGUAAGCAACUCACCUUCCUGCGAACGGUGAGAAUACAGUCGCCGCAGGGUCCCAGAAGGACGACCUCGUCUCUCGCCGGAGCUCGCCUCCCCAUGACGUGGUGAGAAUCGUAGUCAUACGAGUCCACCCGAAACACAAGCUCCCCCAUCUCCUCCCCCUCACUUACUUUCCCCUCGCUCAGAUGGCGAUCCCCGUCUGGACUCUCGACGUGUCGCCGACGGUGGUGCUCAUAGACCGGGAAUCCAUCGCCUGGGUAGAAGAGGGACGUCUUCUGUACCGUCAGCUGCCUCUCCUCGGAGGCCAGACAGAACCUUUCUGCCACGAUCGGAACCACGGCAUCGGAUCGCCUUCUCGCCCCUCUCACUAUUUGCCCCGGCCAUCACUCUCGAGUUCAGCUCGACAAUACCAAAAGCAGAGAGAGAGAGAGAGAGAGCUCAUGUGGAUCGUAUUCGUGGAGCAAGGACGUCGACGAGGCAUACUACUAUCCUCAGGUUUCUGACGCGUGGCAAACGGCAUCUACCAGCCACGUCGGCCCGCGACAGUGACAUCGCUCGCCCAGAAGAAACCAACCAAGAAUGUACGCUUCGGUAGUGUGCGAGUCCCCUCCCCACACCCGUAACAGUCUGCGCUAGAGGGCGAGUGGUGGCGCAUGCGUUGGGUGAAUGAAGAAGCACUCUAUGGGUGAAUGAAGAAACAACAUCUGGCUUUGUCAGAUUUAGGGACAAUUUCCAUGUGAAAAUCCAUUGCUGAGACAAUGUGGUGGUUCUUCGGUAAGAUGGGGAGCAAAUUCACUUUGGUAAUGUUCUCUUUGUCCCUAAAUUAUGUGCUAAUAUUCUCAGUCUGGGCAGACUUGAUGAAGGAUGCAAGAUGAUCACGCAUGGGGGACGCUUGACCAUUUAUGACUAGGAUGGAGCACUCCUAGCAGAAGUUCAUCGCACGGAAGGGUGGCUCUAUUUACUCAAGCUCAAAAUGGAAGAAGAGUGUUUACUCACUAAAGAGGAUGAGAAUUCAAGUCGACUGUGGCACCGAAGGUUUGGCCAUUUGACUUUUCAUUCAUUAAGGGAAAUGUCGAGUAGAGCACUAGUGGAGGGACUUCCACUGAUUAGGGUACUUGAUCACAUCUGCCGAAGUUGCUUAGUAGGCAAGCAAUCUCGCACUCCAUUCCUUAAAGCAUCUGCUUACAGAGCUACUGAACCUCUUGAGUUGGUGUUAGCGAACAUCUAUGGCCCAAUUAGCCCACCCACAUUAGGGGGAAGCCAGUAUUUCCUCCUCAUUGUUGAUGACUGCUCGAGGCUAAUGUGGGUGGCUAUGCUCAAGCAUAAAUUUGAAGCAUUUAGUCAAUUUAAGAAGUUCAAAAUGCUGGCUGAAGCUGAGAAGGGGACAAAGCUCAAGUGUCUUUAGAUAGACAAAGGUAGAGAAUUUAAUUUUGAUGAAUUUAAUUCUUUUUGUACUUCUUAGGGCAUCAAAUGGCAGUUGACUGCCCCCUACUCCCAACAGCAAAAUGGAGUUGUGUAAAGAAAGAAUUGGACAAUUAUGUCCUUAGUCCGGAGCAUGUUGAAGGAAAAAGCACUACCUCAAGAAUUAUGGGGAGAGGCUGUAAGUACGGUAGUUUAUCUUCUUAAUCAGUCGUCUACUCACAAUCUGCAGAUGUUGACCCUUAAUGACAAGUGGAAUGGCAAAAAGCCCUCAAUUUAGCAUUUACAAGUGUUUGGCUUAAUUGUUCAUGUGAAAUGCACUAAAUCUCCACAAAAAAAGCUUGAAGAUUGCAGCACCCCUAUGGUGUUCAUAGGCUAUGAAGUUAGCUCAAAGGCUUACCGCUGCUUUGACCCGGUCAACGAUACAGUCCAUAUCAGCCGAGAUGUUGUUUUUGAAGAAGAUGCUCAGUGGAAUUGGGAAAAAAGAGGUGAGAAUAUUCUUGAGCUCACAUUUUUUCCUAAUUUUUUCUGCUGACCAAGGGAUGGAUGAGCCAAUUGUCCUCGAGGAUGAAGAUGAAGAGAGAGACUCUGAGACUUAAGAGUCAUUUCCGGUCGCACACUCGGAUUCUGAAGAAAUUCAACCUGCAAGAUUCAAGUCCUUAGCUAAAUUGUAUAGUGAGACCGGCCCAAUACGCUAUGAGAUGGGACAUUGCUUGCUUUCUAGUGAUGAGCUUGUGACCUAUGCUGAAGCUUCAUGAGAGGAAGCAUGGAGGAAGGCUAUGAGAGAUGAGAUGGAAGCUAUAGAUCAAAGUCAAACUUGGGAGUUAGUCACAACCCCAACUAGUUGCAGGCCAAUUGGGCUUAAGUGGAUCUUUGAGCUCAAGAAGAAUGCUCGAGGAGAAGUUUUGAGACACAAGGCAAGACCUGUUGUAAAGGGUUACUUAAAGAAGCAAGGCAUAGACUAUGAUGAGAUAUUUGCUCCAGUGGUUCAAUUUGAGACAAUUUGUGUGCUGAUUACAAUUUCAGCUCAAAAUAGUUGGGCAUUACAUCAUCUAGAUGUGAAAUCUGCCUUUCUAAAUGGAGAUGUGGAUGAAGAGCUACAUCUCAAGUAACUUGAGGGAUUUAUUGUGAAGGAUAAAAAGGGUUGUGUUCUGAAGCUGAAGAAAGCCCCACGUGUAUGGUAUUUCAAACUGCAUAAUUGCUUAGUCUCACUCGGUUUCAAGAGAAGCAAACAUGAGUAAGUUGUCUACUUGAAGUCUUCAAAUAGAGUUCACUUGAUCAUCGAAGUCUAUGUGGAUGAUCUUAUUGUCAUAGGUGAGAAUGAUAGUGACAUUAGUGAGUUCAAAGGUCAAAUAAAACAUUUCUUUGAGAUGAGUGACAUCGGGCACCUUUGCUCUUAUUUGGGCAUUGAAAUGGUUCAAAAAGAAGCUUGCAUUACUUUGUUUUAGAGAACUUAUGCGCUAACAAUACUGGAUUUUGCAAAGAUGGGCGAUUGUAAUCCAAUGCAAGCUCCACUUGAAGCUAGAGUCAAAUUUAGUCAAUCAAAUUCAGGGCCAUCAGUUGACUCUACCUACUUUCGAAGCCUCAUUGGAAGCUUAAGGUAUUUGACUCACACCCAUCCUGAUUUGACAUAUUUUGUGGGAUUUCUGAGUAGGUUUAUGGAGCACCCUACUUCAAAACAUCUCACGGCGAUCAAGUGA